Molecule: messenger RNA, 4827 nt
Organism: Malurus melanocephalus (red-backed fairy wren)
Lineage: Eukaryota; Metazoa; Chordata; Aves; Passeriformes; Maluridae
Gene: PARPBP
Product: PARP1 binding protein
Exons: 10
Coding region: 724-2460 (578 amino acids)
Biological process (GO): negative regulation of double-strand break repair via homologous recombination
Cellular component (GO): chromatin
Source: RefSeq, a predicted model, not a curated record
AAACGCGCUGUGGGCUCGGCCUCAGCUCUGCRAAAUAAGGUCAAAGGUUGGUUUUGUGUUCUGCAAGUAAAUGGAAUGGGUAUUGCUCCUGUGCUGUCACUGCAGUGUUAGGAACUUUGUUUAGAAAAAAAAUACGUUUAAAGGCAAAUUCUUACUACAUCCUCAUUUUGACAAAUGCAAGAAGAUGAGAAAGACCAAAGCAUGAAAUAGUCCAAUUAUUGUCGGGGAAGAUGGCUUAUAGAAUUUAAAGAAGAAAAGGAAAAUGACUAUAUAGGUAACAAAAGUGUUUAUAGAUGUCYGUGUUAUUAAGUCUUAGAAAUAUUAAAUCUCUUUCUUUUCCAGGUUUAAARCCUCCUCAUUGGCACUCAYCUGAAUGUACAGCAAAUGCAGAAARUACUGAAGACACUCUGAGGCUGCUUUUGGAGACAAAAGUGCUGUCAUAUUAGUGAUAACAUUCCUUUAUGUUGGCAUAAUGUCCAAGGAAAGUAAGGACUUCUUGAAGGCGUGACAUAAAAUAGCAUUUUUAAUCCCUUAUCUUCACAGCUGCUCUAUCAUAGUGAAGCAAGUCUGGUUUAUUGGAAGAGCUCAUUCUAGGAACUUAAUCUUUAAGAAGUUACAGCAGGGUUUGCACAGCUUCUUGGGAAAUCUGAAUAGACCUGCAUAYGCCUCUGGCACAUUUACAUUCAUUUUUCUCUUGAUUAUCUCAAUCUUCUACUUUGCACAAUGGUUACUUUSCAGCAAAAAAUUUUACACUUGGUCAAGUGUUUCAGAAGACAAUGGCCUUUAUUUACCAGCUCUGAAAGGACUGCUGUGUGUGGAGCAGACUGCAUGYUGAUGGCCUUACAGCUGUCCAUGGCUGAGGUCAAUAAACAGAACCAUGGAGACUUCACAGUAUCACUYAGUGAUGUGUUGGAAACUUGGAACUAUUUGUUGCAUGACAAAUUGGGAUUAUCACAUGAAAACAUGAAAGAACCUGAAAAUUAUGCUGAUGUAAAAAAAGCCUAUCAUGCCUUCUUAGCAAGAAGCAAUAUGUUAGAUCUAAUAGACAUAUCCCAGAAAUGCUCUAUUCUUGGACUUGUAGCUGAAGAUGAAAGCAUAUCCCCAGUCCAACUUUUGGAAUUUAUUUCUGGUAURAUGAAUGCACAAGAAAAUAAUGGCUCUGCUCUUUCUACUCCUACACACGUCAACAGACAGGGCAAGGAGCAUAUGAAGGUGACAACCCUGGCAAAGAAGGCUGUCUGUUCUUAUUUAAGSCUUUUGGUGAAUUCUAAGGAUGAUCUGGCAUUGGCUCAUAUUCUAAAUGUUCCUGACAGAGGACUUGGUAGAGAAGCCUUCACUAGCCUGAAACAUGCCUCACAGGAGAAGAAAAUGUCCAUUUUCCUGAUGGCAACAUCUUUUAUCCGGACCAUAGAACUUGGAGGAAGAGACUGUGCAUCUCCUUUGUAUGAUCCUUUAAGAGCCCACGUCAAAGGGCUUUCCAACUUSGUUAAUUUUAUUGACAAGCUGCAAGAAAUCGUUGGUGAAAUCUUAAAUACAAGAGUCGCAGGGGGCCGAGUUCUGUCAGCAGUGAAGAUGCAUCUGAUAAAAGGCCGAAGCAAUGGGGAUCCUUUCUGUCAGGCACUAGAGGAAGUUGUACAAGAUUUGGAUUUGAGGAUUAAAAAUAUUAUCGAUUCACAACAGGAAACCUUGGCUGCUGGCACUACUGGAGUCAGUCCAGCGCGGCCAAAACUGCACUCCAUAAAUCACGGCACUGCCUAUUGUGGCAGAGAUACUGUGAAGGUGCUGCUGAUUCUUCUGGAUGAAGAAGCUGUCAGUGCUCCUACCCACAACAAAGCAGAUCUGUUGUAUGACAGUGAAAACAUGAGUUUGUUUGGCAUCACCUCUCUUCUGACACUCUUCAGCUCUCCGGCACGAACCAAUGGAUCUUCUCCAAARCCUCUUAGACUGCGUGUUCUGAAACCUCUGGAUGCAAAAAUAAUUCAGAUGAAGCAAUCUUCAAUUAAAUCCCAGUUUGCCUGUACAUAUAAAAAUGAUUGGAGUGAAAUGAAUGGUCAGCCUUCUCGUGCAAUUCCAACCUGCAAACAGCCUGGACAAAAGCAACAUUUAAAAGCUGCAAAAUGCACAGAAGGUACAAAUUCAUGUCCUGAUGUACCAGUGCCUGGAACUAUUUCUGAAAGUGUUCACCAGACUAGAAGUUGUGCAGAAAUGGGAAAGCUGAGUUGUCAGCCAAGGAACAAGAACUCGGAGAAUGAACAGAUGGAUCUGAAUAAUGACAAAAUAAUCCGUGACAAGGAAAGUGAACCAUCUUUGCAAAAAAAUACUAAAAGACUUAAGACUUCAAACAGAUCUGGAAAGGAAUUGGACAGCAAAAUUGGUGGAAAAAGAAAACAGAGCAAAACUGCAAGCAAGAAUAAAUUGAUUGCUGGUCAGGCAAAGUUAACUCGCUUUUUUCAGCUGUAAGGUUUUGUUUUCACAUGGAUGGUAUGUUGACAGCUGUAAAAUUUUGUAAGAAAAUAGGUGAAAUUCAUGAAUUACUUCCUUCCAUGCUUAAAUAACUGAAAGYAGCUUGUGUAUUACAUUAGACAACUACUUACAAGUCUGGAUUAUGCUGAAGUCUUUUAUUUUUUAAUAACAAUACAUUGUUAAUAAUUACACUGUUAAUUUUGAUAAUGAAUGAUGUAUCUCUCUAUAAUUUGAUGGGAAAUCAYUUUUGGAUGUGUAUGUACUGCCACAAUAACACUCAGUAACUUCAAAUUCCAUUAAAUUCAGAAUAAAAUGUUUAAUCUUCCAAGAAGGUUGUGGAGAUGAGUGGUUUUCACAUUUGCCAGCACGGUCGGUAGACUCUUCCCAGCAURCACCUGAGGACUAGAGCAGAAAAAACAAUUGGAAAGUGUGAAUCUUCAAAGAACUAGAAUUCUUAUGGCCUCUGGAAAGAUUAAUUUAACAAAUGCUCCCUCCCYCAUGAGCCAAAUCAUAACAGACAUGAAGCUUCUAAAUGAAUCUUUAUGAAAUUGCUGUAUUGACAUUGCACUGUACUUUACCAGAAUGAAAUACUUUUUUUGUGUAAAAAUAAAAUACAUUUACUGUCAAAAUCUCUUCUUCCUAUAGGGAAUUUAGCUGAAUUUUCUUCGUCUGUGAUCUCUCUUUGCUGUAUUGACUCAAUGUUUUGGAUUUCAGUGUCAGCUGGAAAAGCCAGGGCUCCCUUCAGUGCAGGAUGGGGUGGCUGCUUUCUGCCUGAGCUGUUUGGCAUAACAUGAUUGAAGAAAUCAUCUCUGGAACCUCUGUCCUGUUUGAGGCAAAACAAGAGGUUCAUUUUUAUUUAAACUCAGUAGUACAUUUUGUACUUUGUACUUCAACAGUACAGUUAUUUUAUGUUUCAAGAUGGUAUCUUAAAAGUAAUGACCUGCAUUACAUCUUUGGCCAAAAUGGUUUAAUGGACAUAAGGAAAUUAUGAUUAAAUAAUGACUCUCAUGUUUGGCAAAGUUAAAAAUCUGUUGCUGCACAUGCAUCAAAUAUAAAUAUAGAUAUAAAUAUAGAUCCCCAAGUUUUGGCUACUAUCUGAAAAAAUCAUAUUUAAUUCAACUGUACAAAUUAUACAUUCAGAAUCUUGGCACUAGAUAUAGAGACUUGAAAACUUUUUUCUUGACUAAGUUAUGUUAAACUGAUAUUUUUGCAUAUUUACCUUGUUGUCACUUUAAAUUGUUGUUAUUUUCUAAAGGGGUAUAAAYGGAUUACAAUUUGAUAAUUAAGCCAAAAUGUAAAACUGAACUCACCAAAAACUCCAUGUUUCCAGCAUUCUUUUCAUUGAAAACCCUGCUGUCCUCAGUCUUGAUUUGCUUCAGCAAAGGUAGAGCUCCCCUGUUCAYAGUUUGAUCUCCAUUUCGGAGGGUUUUUCCCAGAUUUAAUGUAGAUAGCAAWGURUCUUCAUCUUCCAGCUCUUGCAGAGAUUUGGAAACCGAGAACAGMAAACCUUGAGAGAAARGAGAGAGAAGAGAGAGGAUGAACAUGUAUGGUGUGAUGCACAUUUUUAGUUAUUCAACACUUGCAUAGAGGUUCRGCACUUCUCAAACUCUAAGAAAGCUUUUCCAGUGGUAAAUCAAUAUAUUUUCUGUUUCUAGAAUGGUGCACCUUUUAUAUUUUACAGCUUGAAUGGAAACUACUUCAAUGGCUGACGAGUUCAUUCUUUUAAAAUGACUCAUAUUAAGCAGAAACCUUUUCUAUAAUCCUUCUAAUCCCACCUGUUUAGAGCCAAAACACUUCUUUGUCAUGGAUAAUUUGCUUCUUUGUGUGUUUUUGGAAUGGAUUAGUUCCUUUUGGUGGAUCAUUAUAACAAAGUUCUCAGAAAAAGUGAUGUCCAUUUGUGUUGUUUGUAAAGCCUCACUCCUGUUAAGAGAGUUUAAGAAGAGGAACUAAUCUGCAUAAGGAAGCAGUGCUGUUGUCAAGGUGUGAUGUAUCAUAGCUUUUGAUCAAAACUGGAUUCACUAAAAAGUCGAAAAUAUUUGAAAUUCAAUGUUUAAACUGCUACCAUGCCAAAGUCCUUCAUGGUAAUGAAAUCAUUAAUUUGUAUUUUGAUGUCCAUUGUGUCAGGCUGCAUUAUUCAGAGUCAAUUGUUAGAAAUAUUUAAUAAUACUUCAUAAGUUCUAUUUGURUUUUCUUACUGAAAGUGAACCUUUUUCAGCCACAAAUAUAAUAUAACCAAAUAUGCUUGCUAAGAAUGUAGAAAGUUCAGUUUUUUAUUUAAAAAAUCUUUGAAAUGCAUCUGUGGAAGGAAAUGGAGACGUUUCUGCAUACUGUUGUGUUGUUGUUUUUGGCUGAUUUUGUUUAUUU